This is a messenger RNA of Serpula lacrymans var. lacrymans S7.9, 438 nucleotides long. RefSeq lists its product as uncharacterized. NCBI's taxonomy places the organism in Eukaryota, Fungi, Basidiomycota, Agaricomycetes, Boletales, Serpulaceae. The transcript is spliced from 3 exons. The record is from RefSeq and is a predicted model, not a curated record. Gene Ontology annotation, molecular function: iron ion binding; oxidoreductase activity, acting on paired donors, with incorporation or reduction of molecular oxygen; heme binding. Bases 1 to 438 code for a protein of 145 amino acids.
AUGAAAUUUACAGGCACACCACAUUCUACUGUAGAAGAUGACAUCUACGAAGGCUAUCACGUUCCAACAGAUAUAUUUACUUGGACAAUGGUAAUUUCUAACAUAUGGGCAAUGACAUACGACGAGACACAAUAUUCAGAUCCAGAGUCUUUCGACCCUUCUCGUUUUGUGACAUCAGAAAGACAGCUCAAUGAUGACUCCACAGUUGUAGGAUUUGGGUUUGGGCGGCGCAUCUGCCCGGGACGUCAUGUUGCAGCUACUGUGGUAUGGAUGAUGAUUGUGUCUGUAUUGGCCGUAUUUAAGGUUGAGAAGAUGAGAGAUGAUGAAGUGAAUGAAGUGGAAAUCGUGCCGGAGUUCUGGUUUGGUCCAUCUAUGUCAGUUUUUCUCCACUCACCACACUUGAUAUCUUCCUCAUGUUGCCCAACAGCCAUCCAUUAA